AUGGCUGAUCCACAGAAAAAGAAUAGGAAAUUCAGAAUCAAGUGGUGGUGGGACUCAGAGGAUGAGCAGGCAGCCAAGAAAGAUCCACAGUAUGCAGAAGCAUUAGAAAAGGCCGACGAUAUGAUAAAAGAAAAAGAUUUAGACAAGAGGGAAGUUGAGAAGAAGAAAGAUGAUAUAGUUAAAGAGGCUAUUAAAGAAACUAAAAAAGAAAACGAAGAGGACUCAAAGAAGACUGCGGCAAGUGCUCAAGACGGAAAAGCAUCAUCAAGUACCCAGGUAGAAAACAAAGACAAGAAGGAUGGCAAAGGCUUGUUUCAUAACUGGUUUGGAGAUGAUGAGGAAGGACAGCAUGAUAAAAGGGAUAAGAAAGAGAACAUGGCCCAGAGGGACACCAGCAACAAGUACAGUGCCAAUGGUGAGGAAAAUGUGAAAAGUAGACAGCCCGCUGAUCAAAAGAAAAUUGAUAGAAAAGACGAUGCCAAGGAUACUUUAGCAAAGGAAAACCAGCAGGGCCAUGGUAAGGACAAGGACGAAUCACGAUAUAAGGGAUGGUUUGGCAACAAACAGCCAACAAAUGAAAAGACCGAUCAGAAAGAACUCUCUCGUGAACAAAAAUCGGCAGAACAGCCUAAAAAAACUGAUCAAAAUAAGAGCACUGCGGACAAAAAUAAAGGUUUUUGGAAUUGGGGUCGAAACCAAGAUGAAAACGGAGAGUCGGAAAGAAAUAAAGCUUCAAAUAAACCUGAAAGAAAUGGCCAAGGUGACGGCACAAAACAAGAAACUAAAAAAGUGAGUGAGCAGAAGUCUAGAGCCGUGCAGGAUGUGAAUGCAGGGAAAGACAAAUCCGAUAGACAAAAAAUAUCCGAUGACAGACCAGGCAAAAGCAAACUAGAUGGAAACAGAGAUGCUGGUAAGAACAAGGAAGCUGGUAAGGAGAAGCCAGAUAAAAACGAAAAGAAAAACGAUGCAAAUGAAAAGGAUGGUGAGAGAGACAAGAGCGAAAGAACAAACACUCUUUUAGUCAUCUGCGGAUGUAUCAACGUUGUUCUUGCCAUUCUUUUCUUUUUAUAUACCGAGGUUUGGGCUGACGCCACUGUCACGCACAACAUGCUUCUUGUUGGAGUGCUGUUACUUGUGAUUUUGAUACCAUUUAUACUUCUUCCUUUUUAUAAAAAUUUAAUAUGCCGAAUUUUAGCAGUACUAUCGGUCAUUAUUACCAUUAUUUUACUGGUGUAUCUAUUUAUUAAUAGAGCAAGAGUAUUUUACUACCAGCUACUGGUUCGAGAGGCCGAUCGUCCACAGUUUGAAAACAUAGAACGGAUGUACUGGUCCGAAAGAAAUCCUGUGCUCUUCAAUGUUCUGAAAGACGAGGGAUACUACAUAGAAGAAUGGGCAGAAAGCUCAAAAAAGAAGGGUGCUAAGAUAUUUAUUUUAAAGGGCAAGUUAACUGGAACAGACAAAGAGUGGCAGUAUGACAGAGAUCUGGCAGAGCAAACACUGAGAGAUAACAUCGAGAAAGGCACAGACGAAACUGGGCCCGCAGUGGCAUAUUCGUUGAUCAGAGUCAGCUGGACCACAGACAGGGCCGAGGAAAUACUAAAAGAAAUCAAGAAGACCAAGUUUAGUAAGCUUGGAGAGAACUAUGUGUUUGUAAUUGGGGUUUUUGAUGUUGGAACCAGGUUUGGAAGCAUUCUCGGAUCUGAGCCCGUGUCUAUUGAUGCAGCAUCCGAAGAUCAGCCAAGCGCUGGGGGUAAGCUAUCCAGGGAGUUUAACAGCAAAGUAUAG
Molecule: messenger RNA, 1785 nt
Organism: Vittaforma corneae ATCC 50505
Lineage: Eukaryota; Fungi; Microsporidia; Nosematidae
Exons: 1
Coding region: 1-1785 (594 amino acids)
Source: RefSeq, a predicted model, not a curated record